CCUGCAACGAGAACGGAACGUUUUGUACGUGAUCGUGUACAAGGUUGGAAGACAAAAAAAAAAGAAUAACUACAGCAAAUUCAACAUUGAACGGAUUAGAAUCGCGGUUCAGUCAGUGUUCAGCAGCUUUUCCGGGAAUUGUGUUUUGUGUUUAUUUGCCUCGCGCCGUCGUCGUCGUUCACCGUAUUAGUGAGAAUUUGUUUUUAGUCAUUGGAUUUUAUCUGCUUCGGCGUAAAUUGUGAGUGGCCGUGUUGGGCUAUCAAGUUUAGUUUCUGCUGAUAGCGAUUUUUGAUUGUUUUUUUUUGCUCGAGAGCAAGCGACAAGUGUCUGUUUGGAACACGUGUGAAUCACCGCCCCCUCAUCAAGGUCCUCUCGCUCUGCGAAAGCGACGGGGGAGUAGUAUUGUAAUUCCGUGUGUACUGCAGUUGCUGUAAGGUCGGUCGGCUGAAGUGUGAGAAUUGAGCAAGUGAAUGCUGAAAAAAAUCCCAUUGUUUCACGGAAAGAGCGAGUUGAAGAAAAAAAAACAUUGUGCUCGUAUUCGUUCGCGCUGACGAGUGUAACAGUUGGUAAGUGAUAAAAAAUCGAAGUAUUUUCCACGAGUCAUUUGCAUUGAAAAGGGGAAACGGCAAAAAGCGUCUGGUUUUUGGUGCGAAGCGAAAACAGUUGAGUGUUUUCAGUUCUCGGAAAUAAUCGACAGCCAGUGACUGGGGGUUGAAACUGUUGGAAGUAAAACGUCAAUAAAGCAACUUUGCAACAACACAAAUAAAGAAACAAACUGGCAAAUAUCGACGAUCCAUCGCAGUGAUACCGAUUUGUGUACAAAAAAAACACUGAUAACAGAACAAGUGCAAGGGGAAAAACUGGAACAGAUCGGGACGCCCCUCGGUAUCAUCGUCGGUCCAAUUCGGAACCAACAAUAAAUAGAAAAACGACGUCAUCGCGUCACUGAUAAGCUGGGCUGUGCGCAAAGUCGUCGGGGAGAUAGAUAGAGCGAGAGACACAAAGAGAGCAUACCAACAAAGGACGGACUGGUGGAGACGGAUUUUUUUUUCGGACAAUAUCUGUUUACCUAUGACGUGACUAACACUUAGUACGAAACAAUUUCAACCAUCUGUAUGCAACCGAAAAGUUUUCCACACAACCAUAGUGACCAACAGAGUAACGCUCAGUGAAAACCCGGAACCGUAAUGCUACCGCAACAGUAUUGUCUCCGGUGGAAGUACCACCACAGUAAUCUGCAGACCAUGUUCUCCCAGCUGCUGGACCGAGGCUGCUUCUGCGACGUUACGCUGGCCUGCGAAGGACAAACGAUCCGUGCUCACCGGGUGGUCCUGUGCGCCUGCAGUACCUAUUUCGAUCAGCUGCUAACCAACUGCAGUACCACCGAGAAGGACCCGAUCAUAAUCAUGCGUGAUGCCAAGUUCGAGGACAUUAAAUGUCUGAUCGAAUUCAUGUACAAAGGUGAGAUCAACGUGGAACACGGAUCGUUGGCUUCGCUGCUUAAAACCGCGGAAGAGCUUCGGAUAAAAGGUCUAGCGGAGGUUAGUUGGCGGGACGAGGAGAAUUGUAGCACUGCUGGAAGUGAUACCAGCGGGAAUAAUAACAACAGUUUGAGAGUCAAAAAUGUGAACCCAGCAGCUAGUAAUAAUAACAAUAACAACAACAACAACAGUAUUAAAAUUGUGGAGACAAAAAAGUUACUAGCACCACAACACAAUCUCAGUAAUUCCUCGCUAACUCCGUUGACGGUGAGCAGUUUGGAAAGUCGGAUCUCCGAUUCGCCUAAUCUGCCACUGUUAACACCGCUGACCGCCGGUUCUCCUCGGAAUCCGGUCAAUUGUGCCUCUCCAAUCAACUACUUUAGCAAUAAAAAGAAACGUGGACGGCCUCCGCUUGACGAGGAAUACGACACCUUUCAACAACUGCCCAAGAUCUCCCACGUUGAAGGUGGUGCCGGUAGCUCUACUCCGUUCACGUCGAGCUCACAACUGGUAGCGGUCAUGAUGGAUGAUAGUUCGAACGACCAAACGAUACGAGACGAUCAUCAUCAACUGCAGCAGCAGCAACAGCAACAGCAGCAGCAGCUUUCGUCCCUGAGUUCUGCUGCGGCAGCCUAUCUGGAACAGCAGAGCCGAACCGUUCUAUCCGAUGGUAUGCAAGGAAUGGAUUUCGAUGAAGAUACCCACAUUCCUCGAAAACUGAUCCCGAAACUUGAACGGCCGGAUACUCCUCAGGAUUAUCUGUCCAACAUCGGACCCAAGUUCGAGUACGAUGACCAAUCACCGCCAAGUCCCAACGAUCAAAGCAACGCCGUAUUCCUUACCGCCCAAGAGCAGGAAGAGUGGAAAGAUGUUAUCAAGAUGAACGACUAUCUGACAAAGGGACGGCGGCCGCAGUUCUGGGAAGAGCCGUUCACAAAACGGGUCAUGGAUGGAAUCAAGAACAAAACGUUAGAGAUGAAGAAGGCGGCUAAGUUGCUGGGAGUUUCCUACGGUACCCUGUACGGCAGGUACCGGGAGACGUACGGGUGCCUCAAGCAUCCGUAUCGGGGCCCAUUCAUGGCAGCCUCAAGAAUGAGUAACAUGUGGCCAACGGCCAGUGAUGGUGCCAGCGUGGGGACCACAACCGAUAUCAUGAACAUGCUGCAGCGGGGCAUCAUCAGCCUGCCACGAGCAGCCGAACUAAUGCACACUACACCCUCGACUAUCAGCAGCUACCUGGAGCAACUCCAGGAAGUGACGGCUCAACCCGACCACGAUCACCUGGGUGCUAUGAGUGCCGGUAACGCCACCAACACCAGCUCCGAUGAUGACCGAACCCUUCAACAGAUGCCGGGUCUGUCGUUUAUGUCGUCCCACGUCGAACAGCAACUGCGGGUCAAACCGGAAAUCAGCAUAUCGGCACUGAAGAGAAGCUCACCAAGUUCAUCAUCCAUGGGAUCAUCGGGAGCGGCAAGUAGUAGCGGCGCGCUUAGCGCGAUACCUUCGACUUCGACUGCCGCGCAGCUAUCGACGAACACUUAGGGCGGGCGGAAGCGUUUGUCUCUAGUUUAAAGAUGGUCAAACAGGAAAAAAACAAUCGUUGCUAUAAGACUCGUUGACCCGCUACCGAGCAUGCCAUAAACAAGUUCGAUCUUAUAGCAAUUAAGAGAUUGGGCGUCUUUCCGUUCGGCAAACUUGUGGUACGUUUAAGUGGUUGUUCCUAAUGUGUCAAGUAGCGUCAGCGUUUGAGCGUAGGUUUUCCGAAUGGAUGGACAUCUGAACUGUGGUCGGUUUUGUACGAGAAAGAACUUAGCAAUAAGAAAAAAAAAAAAACAAAGUGGACUGAAACGAAAAAGGGUUGAUCCAGCUUUUUACGUUCUGUAAAGGUGUCCAUAGUCCUUUGCGUUCCCGGUCAGUCCAAUAGGAAAAUGAGCCUGAGUUUUGGCCCGCUCUAGCUUGGUAUUCCGGUUCCAGUGACACAACCGAUACUAACUAGCACCAGCCGGAACUCCGGCUUAAUGACAAGGCAUUAUUCAGAGAUUCAGCGUUGGAACUUGGAACGGGACUCGCGGAUGAAAGUUUUGUUUUUGCUUAUUUCAUCUUUUGUCUCACAUAGGCUCUCAUUCAGUCUCACGUGUUUUGAACGGAAUGGCUGCAUUUGACAGUUUCCGCUGGCGGUAUUUGACAAUAAGUCUUUUCGUAUCCACGAGUCCCAUCCCAGGUUGGAACGACUAAUAGAUAUCAAAAACUGUUAAAAGGGGAAGUCAUCUGACAUUUAAUUAGCAAGGGACUGGAUGACAUAAAGUAUUUUUUAAUAUUAAGAGCCAUAGUACUCAAGCCGGUCCUGACUCCUGCGGUAGAGGAAAAAGGGUUAUGUCGUCGGGAAACUCUAAGCUUGCUCAUUUGACCCUAUGCUAUGCCUUUCUAUACUUUCUUCCUUCAUUGUAUGGCUCAUUACAACAUAAAAAAACAUGACUCACUCUUAGCCGUUAUUAAAAAGUAAAAAAGAAAAUUAUUGCCAGAAGAGCCAUCCCUUGAUUGGCAGCUACUACGCGAUUAAUCUUAAAUAUGGAUAAAGCGGUUGCACAGUAUCGCGACACGGACCCAAUGUCGCGCCCUAGGAACUGCAGUAUUCUUUGAGUCGACCUGUUAACUUCAUGUCAAGAAUGGUAGCGUUCUUCCAAUGCACCUAGUAUUUUCGUAGAACCUGGAAGUACGGUCCUAUUCUGCGCGGCGUGUGACGACUAAUCUCACCUCACUUUACGUGACUUUUCUCACCCUAUUCUGAGAGUCGACUCGGGUGAGGUGAGAUUCCCCAUUGCGGUUAAAUGGGCGUCUCACGUCACCCGAAGUGACUCUUCAGAAUUGGGUGAGAAAAGUCACGUAGAGUGAGGUGAGAUUAGUCGUCUCACGUCACACGCCGCGCAGAAUAGGGCCGGUAUUCUCUGCAGCACACCUAAAGGUGACCCGCCUCAACAUCACCGAGAAAGGCGAGUACCUCCUCCACGGUAGCGGAGUCUUGAAAGUUGGAUCUCGAACAAACGUGCCGCUAUUGGAAAGUUGAUCGUGUACAGAGAUGGCAAAAGAUCGGCGAAGUUGUGUCGUCAUGUGGCUGCGAUCAUUGCCCCUACUGUGCUUCGCAUGCUGGGUGUACCCGCUGACGGAAAAACUUGACACACUAGUACAGCAAUAGAACGACUUAUCAAAAUGGCUAAGGCGUUACUUUUCUAUGACCAAAUCAACAACGAGAAUUUAGAUUUCGUCGAAGGUCUUCCGAAGUAUCGGCAGUGUUACUAGCUUUUAGGCCAGUAUUUGGGAGUCCCCCGUACAACAUCACGAAAGGCUACCGUGGCUAAGGUGCGAGGACGAAAUGUCAGCUGUCUUCGUCGAAACCAAUGAUAUACGCGAGGCUAUAUGGUACCUUAGGAAUUGGGCGGCAUCUUAGCCAAACGCUGUCCAAAACUUUUGAUACAAUAAGCUGACCGUUGUUCAUUCCACGAUGGCUAUAUGUUUCAACACGCUUAUUACCGGAUUUCAUCGCUCGUGGUGCCACAAUUCUCUUCCUCAAGGACAACAACACGCCCAACCUAUCGAAGAACAGACCAAUUACCUAUCUAGCAAGUCUACACAAGAUCAUGAGCACCUUCACCACCACAUACAUAUAGACCCUCUGUGAAUAGAGUAGCAUCUUGACAAAGGGGCAGAAGGGGUGCAAGAAAAACACACAAGACUGCAAAGAUCAAGCCAUCUUAGAUGCAGUCAUUGUUGGAUAAGUAGUGUGUAACAAACGGAACCUUAGUAUAGCCUAUAUCGAUUACAAGAUGGCAUACAACUCCAUACUGCACUCGUUCUUUAUCAAGAUAUAGGAGGAGAUGUAUAAAGUUGAUCGUGUAGUCCUGGGGUUGCGGAAUAGGUUUAGCUGGGCCUGAGUGAAGAUUUGUCGUCUAUUUCUAAAAAUCUUGAAUCGCGGCUAAUUGUGAUCAUGUCCGUCAUCGUCUCAGCAAAUUUAUAACCCUAGUGGACAUCAGAGUAUCCGAUGAAGUCUCGUCAACGGAAUGCGGUGGAAGUCGAUUCUGUAAUCACCGCUUGGGUACUUGGGUCCCCGGUAUUUUUUUCGUCCUGCUGUGCUUGUGAUGGGAGGGGUACAGCAAUUCCAAACCGAUUUUUCUCGUAGUCCGUGUUCGUCAUGUAUGUAGCUCGUCAUUGUUUAUAUCCGAACGGUGAUUUGAAGUUGGGUUUGUCGGAGGUGCAGAUAUCGCCUCAACCAAUUAACUUCCUGACACGUUUCAGUCACGGCGACGUAUUCAGCUUCCAUUGUCGAAAGUCUUCCCCAAUUCCACAAUUCUGUCGACAGCUUACUCAGCAAACUACUCCACCUCCACAGAAGACGACACAGCCAGUCGUCGACUUUCUGGUGCUCUUAUCUACUGCCUAGUCCGAAUCCGAGAACGCCGCAAACUCUACAGUUUCUUUGUCUCCAAGCCGCGAUUUCCAAUCACAGGUGUCUUUUAGAUACCGCUCCACUUGCUUUGCAAUGGUCCAGUCAAUCUCAGUGGGGGCGCUAAACUUCCGGCCAAGAAUCCCGAUCCCACUCGUCGCUAUGUCCGGUCGGGCACACACCGCUACAUAGAGAAGUGAGCCAACCACGCUCCUGUACUUUGUACCAUUCUUGAACGAUAUGUUUUCAACUUCAUCUUUCAGAUAGCCUGUGACCAUGGACGUUCUUGCUGGUUUCGCAUCCCUGCGGCCUUCUUUGGCCACCAGCUGGUCAAUGUAGUUGGUCAUUCUCUUCGAACUUCUCAAGCUCAACGAUUUUGAGAUGUUGGCUCAGGUACUUCUGGACACACGAUACAUCGGCCUCGCUCAUAUAUCCGACAAGGAAAUCGUCCACGUACCGUUUAUGGUGGCCACGAAUAAACACGGAUCAGCUGAACUUGCUUGGAAUCCCAACUGUGUUUGAACACCGGUAAGCUUCCGAUUCCAACAUCGACGAGGCUGUUUAAGUCCAUAGAUACUUCUUCGAAGUCUACGAACGAGCUCCUUUUUGCCACGAACUUCGUGGGUGUCUGACGCAUGUAAAUCUCUACCUCUAUGUCUACGUAAAGGUAUGCAAUGCGAAUUUCCAAAUACUCCAGUACCAUUAACAGCCAUAGACAGCGGAAAUCGGAGUGUGGCAUGUUUAGUCACAUGGAUGAACACUUCUUCGCAGCCGACGCCGUAGCACUGCGUGAAUCACUGGGUAACGAUUUGUGUUUUCUAGUGAACAGCUUAGUUCUGUUUCAUCUUGUAGACCCAACUCAUUCGCUGCUAGUAUGACUUGAUUAGCCUAUCCAUAGCUACCUUUCACGAAACUCAGUCCGGACUAGACACUGCUAGCUGGAACGUCGCUGACUCUUCCGGCUACUACGUGACAAUGCCUACCAUAUAAUUCAGCAAUCAAAUCACAUCUGCCUUCUUCACUGGACACUUUGUCGUGUCUCACCUCCUUCCCCGGCAAACGAAAAAAUUCACCCCCACUGCAUGAUGUUUUUAUAGCGUUUAAAAUGAGUUCAACCCAUGAAAAUAGCAUCAACAUGGACCUGAAGAUCCCGUUUGAAAACCACAUUCUAGAAUAUUGAUGGGCAUUUGAGAUCAUCAUAUGGUAUUUUGAUGGUUGUGAAGUUAUUCAUGGUAUCUCUAUGGGGUUGUGUGGUGUUUGAACCCAAGAGAAUUGGCUCGGGUUCCCCGCGAGAGGAGCUUCAUUCGGGUCUUCUCAGUCACUUUCAUCACUCGCUGUUUCUUCGCUACCAUGGGCCGAUUCCUCUUACAUUAUCUGUUACUUCGAUUUCAUCUCCGGAAUAGGCCACUGAAUCUCACUACUAGGCGAACUGUCGACGGUUGUCAAUUCCAACCCUUGCAUCACGGUUUAUUGUGAUCUUUUCAGAUAUUGUUUCAACAAAUCGGUAACCUUAGUCCACGAAGAUGAACCGAAGCUUCUGCGUUUUGCUGCCAAACGUGACGUAAAUCGCUCCGCACAAUAUUUUAACCGACGUGAAACCGUUUGUUGGUGUUGUGAGCUUAAUGUCCGCUGCGCUGGAGAUUCGACAGAAUUAGUGUUACCGUCAUCAGCUCCCAGCUGUCCUUGAGCCCCUGGGCCCCUCCACAUACGCGGAGUCCCUUGACUACGUUGAGUCAGCAUGCUAUCCCUCGGUGCGACCCCCAAAACCGUCGCCAACGCUGAAACCCGUCGAGAUGUAAACCCAUUCGAAGAUGCCGAAACUUGACUCGCAUCCAUUCACAGCAACCCUUGCAGGAUUUUUACCGACGUGAAACUACUUGUUGGUGUUGCUAAAUUAGUGCUUGUUUCUCGCUGCGUAGCCGGUCUACAUAUGACCGUCGCCGCGAUGGAACCCGUCGAGAUGUGAACCGAUCUGGAGGAGCCAAAAGACCUGGUUCACGUCCCUUCACGGCCACACUCAUAGGGUUUAUACCCGACUUGAUCCAAUCGCCCAUAUCUUGCUAGUUGGUGUUGCAAGAUUGCUGUUCUAUUCGCCACUUUCUCUGAAGGUCCGACAGUAUUAGUGUCACUACUCUGCUGGCGGCAUUCCAUGUGCCUGUCACAAUAUUAUCUACGUUAAGCGAAGGUAUCUCCCUUCGCGCUGCGUCGAAUCUAAGACAGACGAGGACAACACUCCGGCCAAAGGGUGACACAGCGUAUCCGAACCGAUUUAGGUACUGUUUGAAACAACCAUGACCAGACAGGAACUACAACAGAUAUAAGGUUUUUUCACCACGCCUCUUAUUUACCUAUGUCGAGAGAACUGGUAUGCGUCUGAGUCUACGUUCCUUUUUUCGACGAGUUUCAAUCAUUUGGCUAACGAGUCAGCUCUCAUUGUUUUCCGUAUUCUACUGGUUCCCUUCCGCUUAUAGCAUUCAUUAUCUUUCCUAGAACGAUGAUGCCGAUAGGGAUCAUUUCAGCGAUAACGUAGACUGAGAUAGUCCUGUACGCGCUCGCGACCCGCAUGGCCAUGAGCCUAAACGCAGUGUUCAGCUUUGCUCGAUUCCGCUGUCUCCAGCCCUGCUACCCAGACAGAGCCUUCGUACGUCAGUAUCGACGAUGAUUCGUUAGCCAGAAGACGCCUUUUGUUACUGGUUGGCCCGGCGUUGAUCCUCGUGGGGCUUACCGGGUUUAGGUAGUAGCAUUGACUUCUGUAUCUUCCAUUUGCCAUGAAAGUAGCCCUCGUUUAGAAGCUUUUGAAUCCCUUUUCUGAACACAUCUGGGAGUGUCUGUACUGCAACUAUCUAUGCGUCGUUGGAGACUUCAUCUGGUCCGGGUGCUUUCUUCACCUUUAAACCCUUUGCCAAUGCGACAAGUUCCUCACUGGAGACUUGUAUCACUUCGGCAUUGUCCCAUUUUACUUCACCAGGUCAUUGGAUUGUGCUCCGGAAACUUUCUCCGCUUGACGUCAGUCAGGCAUCUGCACGUAGUCUGGACAAUCAUAUACUUUUAGAUGGCUAAGUGUUUUUUGCCGCCUCUCUUGUCUUGUGACGAAUCAGGAGCAUCGUUGUCGCCAUUACCAGCAGCGAUCGAUUCUUUCGCUCAGAUACACCGUUCUGCUGUGGUGUAUGCGCUGUGGUGUACCGUACCUUGAUGCUUUCCUUGGCAAAGAGGUCUCGCAGCUCCUUGUUAGUGAAUCACAUUCGCCGUCCGAGUAGAAAAUGUGUGGUAUUCGGUUAAAACGAUUCUACACCAAUCGAACAUACUCAGUAAUUAUUCCCGGUGCUUCCGACUACUUCACCAGCAAAUAAACGAUGGUUAAAUGGCUACAGUCAUCGUCACCGGAAACCGCUUACUGCUGGGCUUCGUUGUCCGCAUUGGUCCGGAUAGAUCAGUUUGAACCAGAUCUAACACUUUCGAUGACGUUCUGUCGGCUACUUAGGGGAUCGGAUUCCUUCCAGCUUCCCUUCAAGGCAAGACUCGCAACACUCACGGAUGCCACAGUCGGGAAUGUUUACUCGGUUACCCAACUUCUCAUCACGAGUCCGUGAAUGACACUUUCUUCGACGUUUCCGCUAUCUUCAGUCGGUACAGGUAAUCUGGACGCUCUCCAACUAACGUCGAUAAGCCGGUAGCGCCACGUAUCUCGUACCCGUCCUCUUUAAAAACAGCAAUGGAUCCACUCGUCGUCAGCUUGUCUACCGACACUAGGUUACUUAGCAUCGACGGAACGUAAAAAACAUCAACAAGCUUCAUGUCGAUUCCAUCACCUUGACUGGGCUGGAUGUUCAUCCUGUGGUGUUAAACUGGCGCCCAGGUGGCGAAAUUGUUGGCGUUCAACGGGGAAAUGGAGUGUUGUUAGUAAAUAUUUAUUUCCCAGAUUGUAUAUUCGGAAGGUUCCGGUAAUAAUCCUAUGCCCUUCAGGAAUAUCUUUCUAUGUUUUCCAGUACCAUACGGCUUGGCUGCAUAAUCGAGGCUUGGGAACCGAAGUGGCACAACGCCGCUGAGGAUCUGCCGGACGAGGUGGCUACCUACCCAGAGCACGCGUAAAAAGUUAUGUGGUGUAGUCACAUUGAGUGGUGGAAUCAAAAGAAAAUUGGCAACACUAUCAAAAUGUAAACAAGAAUGAAUUUCGACUAGUUAUGAUUCGAACCACGGGCCUAUUCUCAGUCACGUGACCUAUUGACUAAAAGAAAUUUUCCUUCUAGUCACUAGGACAUAACCGUGGGAAUGCGGCCCCUAAUAAUAGGGGUUCCUUUACUGUUCAUAUCAAGCGCUGUAGGUUUGCCAUAUCCGGCUGUUUUCGACACUUUUCUUUCUGCCAAGAAAACAUUCGGACCUAUGCGUCGACAAAAUAAACCUUUCGUCACCUGUCAUGUGAUCUUCCUCUCUUCGCUCUAGGUGACCCGACUUUCCACAGUGGUUACACUUCCGAUCCUGCACGAUACCAUGUUGCGUCCCUUGUCUCGUUGAACACUUCAUCGCGUUCAUUUCACUCUUUGAAGUGCCAUUUUUUUCCUGUCUUCACUCAUGUUCAUCGAACAACUUUGGCUUCACCAGUACCAUAGUUCAGUCCAUAUCCGGCUGACUUUCCAUGGCUGUACUAGCCCACCGUAGGAGUCCGGCAAACUACGAAGAAUCAUCAGGUUCUACUAAAUCUUGCCCCGCUGUCAAUAAUCUGUCAUUCGACACCCUGUUAGACGAGCAUAGUUUCUUUAGCAAAGAAACUCGGUGUCUUCGACGAUUUUUCAUGAUAAAGGGCGAACACGAAAUUAUUGCGACACCGAAAAUGUCAUGCCAAUUUUCUUAUAAUGUUUUAAAUCAAACCAAAAUUUUAGGGUACCUUUAUACAUAUAUUUACUUCAAAAAUCAAAAGAAAAGUUAAUCGAUGGAGCCUUGAGUGUAAAAUUGAACGCAUUUUCACUUGAUGCCCUCCAUCAAAGUCUUUACAGUGUCAUCCGGUACCAGUUUCUCAGUUUUUUCCAUUUUCUUAACAUGUCCUUCUCGUCUUUGACUGUCUUCUUGUUCUUCCGAAGUUUCCGCUUCAUCAUUGCCCAGUACUGCUCCACCGGGCGCAGCUCCGGACAAUUUGGCGGAUUCAUGUCCUUUGGAACAAAAUGGACAGAAUUGGCGUCAUACCACUCCAGGACACUUUUAGAAUAGUGGCAUGAUGCCAAAUCUGGCCAAAAUAGCGGAGCUUCGUCGUGCUGCUGCAAGAACGGCAAAAGGCGCUUCUUGUAUGUAUGUAGUCCAGCUCUCUUCUUUGCAUUCUGGACGUAGCUCUGCGACAUACCGAUCUUUUUAGCCAAAUCACGGAUUGAGACGUUGGGAUUUGCAUGAAUCAUCCGCUUCACCUUUCCCUCCGUCUUUUCGUUCUCCGGUCCCGGUUUUCUUCCAGCUCCUUUGCCGUGGUCCAAUGUCAACCGCUUCAACUUUCUGGAGACGGUUGAAUGGUGAAUGUUCAACAUUUUUCCCAACUGCCGGUGCGACAGGUCAAGAAAUUCCAGAUGUUUGGAAAAAAAUUGUUCUCUCGACUCGCGUUGGUUCACCUCCAUUUUCGUUGAAUCGAAAAACACGACUUCGAGUUUGACUGCAUGUAAACAAUACACAUCAAUGAGAAAGUGUGCAAAAUUUGGUUGAUUUUUACCCAAUUGUGAAAAAGUUAUGCCCUGUUGAAUGUGUCGCAAUAAUUUCGUGUUCGCCCUUUAGUCACGUAACAGAUCUCAAAAUUCUUUCACUGUAUUACCAAUGCAGUGAAAGAAUUUUACGAUCGGUUGCAUGCCUAUUCACAAGGCUAAACUGGCUAUCUGCCAAACUCAAGCCGCUCUUCGCAUGAACCGUUUAUUCGUUUUUGAUCCACUGUGCCGUUACCGGCUCCGGUUUUGCGUCGACUAUCGCUCUUCCACCAUCAACGAAAUUUCUAUGCGGAAUUUCCAAAGGAAAAUUUUCCCAAAUCCGCCAUCUUCACACAACACAAGAGGCGCAUACGCGACGCGAAAAUCAAGCCACUUUGCGGGAUCACUUUUUCUCACCUUUCGUAACUUGCUCUGGGCCCAUAACCUGUUGGCCGACAGAGUUAGGGCAGAGCGCUAGCGGAUACACAUGUUUUGGUUUCGGAUAGGUCACAAAACAGACGACGAAGUACAUUGUACGAUAGGACAAUGAAUUUCACUUAUUCAUGAUGAUUGUUGUUGUCAUCGUCUUCUCUUCUAAUAAAAAUAAAAACACAAUGUUGCCAGAAGAACUAAACUAACGACGCUCAAUCCCUCUGGAUAAAGACUCGACACGUCAAUCGUUUGUUUACCAUGUAUCUGUCAGUGUCAUUUCAAUCGAGCAAGAGACCUGUCAAUGGCCCUCGUUCCAGAAGGAUUCAAAGCGAUUUUCUUCGGAUUGACUGCUUUGACAGGUCUCGUGCUCGAUUGGAAUGACACUUACAGAUACAUAAUAAGAAUAAGAUAGAGAUGGCGAGUCUUUGUCCAGAGGGAUUCAGCGUCUUUAGACUAAACAUAUGCCCAGUUAAACUCAUUCCGGAACCGGUUCGGAUUUCUGAAUGGGGUCAUUAUGGAUUCCAAAUCAAAUGCAUCAACCGAUUCCGACUCAGAAUCGGUUGUUACAUUUGAUUUGGAAUCCAUAAUGACUCCAUUCAGGAUUCCGAUUCAAAUGCCGAAUGGUUUGACCGGGUAUAACCUAGGGGUAAGAAUGUCAAUAAGCUAGUGACGGGUGAGACAUUGUAAAUGCCUUCAAAUAAUUUAUUUGAGACUCACCCUAGAAGUGUCCAUCGGUCUGAGGAAACGUUUGGAGGGUUGGUGAUCCAUCAUGAUCACGACGUCGUGCUUCGACGGAAAGAUGUUUUCAGCUGCUCCUUCAGCCACACCUUCUGGGUGACUGGCUGCUGCUCAAACACUACCGGCCUCGACUGUCGUUUCAGCAUAACAAUGUCCAAGUUUAUUCAGGAACUUCUUCACCGUUUAGCCGGUUCGAUUACCCGGCCUAAUGCGUGGAAUAAUGAGGCCAACUUGCCGUCGGUUUUCCUCUUCAGUUUCUGCUGCAUUUUACUGGUCACGUACCUUCGCCGAUCGACGCUCUCCUGUUGUGUCUCUAGAAGGUAGCGAAUGUUGUAUUGCGCACUUCCCACCAACCUGGACUCCGCAUUUUCAUAGUGCAAGUGAUCAAACUGCUACUGAAAGCUGCGAGCUGUUAAAACACAUGUAUUUCAAGUGAUAGAGAUGGCACUUCCAUAGACAGACCAGUCGAACUAACCAGUCUAUGAGAAGAAUGUAAUAGAAGAAUAGUAGGUGCGCCGUGCGAUUAGAAUCCAGUUUUUUAAUGCCGCAAGCAAUAAAUGCCGGAUCCUCUGUAUCCGGCGUACACGGUGUCUCACUGUGUCCAACUUCUUAGCUCCGAGGUGGAGCUGGUAGUACAAACAAAUCACCGAGCGUAGUUGCUUGACUGGUUUUCGCCAUGGCAACUGCGAAUCAACUCAUAAAUAACGUUGUAAUUUUUUUUCUGUGCACAACAGGGUUGCUACGAUUAGCGAUGCAUCCAGAUGGUUGGAUAAACGAAUGAAAAUCGCUAAAAUCUGUCCAGAUUUUUAAUGCAUAGUUUAUUUUAUUUCGAAUAUCAGUUCGGCUACUGAAUUUGAAUGUCUAAUAUGAAAUGUGUCACCUCUUUGAUAUGCUAGUAUAUGCUAGUCCCACGACACUGAAUCGCUUGAGAAUCGCUUUCUAAUGCCGUAUUUGCUUUCCUUUGAAACUCUCGACAAACAUGUCAAAUGGUCCUGAGUGCAAAUGAGAGCCUCUCUUUGUUUACUUUCUCUUUCGAUUAUUACGGCGUCAGCAUAAAACUUUUCAAUAUUGUUUCAGGAUAUAUCGAAGAACGCUGAUUUUGACUAGCAUAUUAUGCUAAUAAUUAAUGAACAAACGUAUGAACGGACGAGUUAUUAGCGAAAGAGAAAGUAAACAAAGAGAAACUGUCAUUUUCACUUAGGACCAUUUGGCAUGUUUGGCUAGAACUGACUCAAAUUCGAGCCCAAGCCGCUGUCAGUUCAUACAUUCUGAUAGCGGUUGAGGUUAGAACUUGACUGAGUUUCGUCUAAAGUAAAAACCACCAAAACCACAAAACCGAAAAAAUGAAUUGAUUAGGUCUUAUGCAGUUACAGAAUCAGCAAUGAAGUUCCAGUAAAAAUGAACUAGGUUCUUUUCCUCGUACAAAACUGACACACCAUUCCGAGCGACACGGAAAAGUUGAAUGUGAUCCUUUGUGAAAUAUAUUAUUUAUAGUUUUAAACAGGAACGGUUCAGCGUUUUUUUGCUGCCAGAAAAUGGAGCUGUAGUAAUAUUAGACAAUAGGUACAGAAAUUCGUUAAUUUGAUUAAUCAAGAUUUGAAUCGUCUUGUUAUCAUGGAUCAAAGUGCGUAGUUGGCACAGUUAGUCGCUACAUUUUGUCUUGACUAGCCACACUGCUCCGCCAUAAGCGUCAGCAUACCAGAGGGUAGAAAUGAAUGGUGUCAAAUAUUGUCGCAUUUUUCCAUGUCGUGUAAUGGUAAUCAUUAGGUUUGUUCCACUACACGGAAGUCACUCCGGAGUAAACAGGAGCAAAAAAUCUUUGCUCCUUUUUACUCCGGUUUGCUACCAGAAGAAGAAAAAAGAGAAGAAGAGAGUACAGGAACGCUUUUCUCCGGAGUACUUCCAGUUUCUCCUGGUACUGGAACAGACCUAUUAUCAUUUCAAAUCACCUUAAACGCAACUCCAUUUUCAGCAUGAAAGCGUUUCUGAACCACCCUUCUCACUAGUAAGAAAAUAAUUUAAAAAAAAACAAGCAACCGUCAGUUUCAUUGUGAAUGAAACAGUGUUCCCAACGAGAGAGAGAAUAUCCGAUCCGUAGAAGAAUUAUUAUACUUUAGUUCCGGCCUCGGCCUAUUAUUCAUAGGUUUAAUUGUUCCACUAGUUUUUUAGUUUUUUCCCCCGUUAGUGAGAAUCUUUCGUACUUCAAUCAAUUUGUGGGCUAUUAUUUAGGUUAGGUUUUAUGGAAAAAGGUGCUUUCUUCAUAGUGUCCCACUAUUAAUUAGUAGGAAAACUCGCGCGGGUCCUUCGGAGUUCGUCGGUCUUUUGAAAAGAGAAAGAGGAGUCUCCACCGCGUAAAACAAUGCCAUCUCGUAGAGGUUAGGCUAUAAGACACACAUACACACACACGUUGUACAUUGUAUAGUCAGCCAUUCAUCAUCCGGUCAUAGGUUUACAAAAGACACACAAUCAACUAGAAGAAGCUUUUCAAAUAGCCAAAUUAUAGUAUUUCUUUGAGUUGUUUUAUAUAUUUUGGUUAGGAGAGAGGGAUUAUAAUUUCAUAUUAAUGGUUUGGAUUUUUUGUCUAAAACCGACUGAUCUGUGAGGUAGUUUUAACAUGGUGAUAUUUCGUAAUGACAUGAAUGAUUUUCUCGUAUACCUUUCCCAACUAUCAGUGCUAAGAAAUCCGUGAAAAAAUAUUAAAAGAAUCAUGUAAAAAACCAAUAAAUUUUACAACAUUCCAGACAGCAUUAUGAACUGCUUAGACACUCGUCUAACUAAACAUUAAAGCAGGCGGUGAACUAAUAAUUCUAUUCUAUUUGCUUAGUACGUAAGGUGUAACUUGUUGUCUAUUUCUGUUUGUGUUCGUGUACAUAUUGACAGUUUCGGAAACACAUCCCCAGAAAAUAGUGGACAUUCAAAAAUCGUUAUAAAAUAAAACCAACCGUAAAGGCAAAUGAACAAAUCAAGGUAUUCUUAUUUUUUCUAUUUAGUAAAUAAAUCACAAACACAAACAAAUAUGUAAGUAAAUCAAGACAUAACUAUAUGCCGAAUGAAUCUUUCAUUGUCACACCGACGAAAAGACGAAGUUUCCUUUUCUUAUGUUGAACAUGUAACCGAAUGUGCAAUCACUAUAACACUAUAACAUAAAUAAGUAAUGACAAAAAUCAGAAACAAAUCAGCACAUAAUUAAAAACUGAUGUACUUCUCUUCUCGGGGAGGACGAGUAAAAAUCAAUUUAACUGCAUCGAGUAAGAUAAUAGGCGUUCGAUAGGCGAUAUUUAAAAAAAAACACAUAUUUAAACAGAAGUGAAAACGUGCCUAUAUGGUUUCCCAAAAACUACAAAUAUAAAGGAAAAUAUAAACAUUAAAUGGAGAGUAACUUUUUUGUGGAGAGCAGUAGUUAAGAAAUGAAGUCACCGGCAGAUGUGAAAUGGUGUAUUUGUAAGUAAAUUUGCGUACUUUGUGGGUUCAUGCAAGCAAACCCACGAACAAGAAUAAACAAAAUCAUGGUGAAUUGAAA
Molecule: messenger RNA, 16263 nt
Organism: Topomyia yanbarensis
Lineage: Eukaryota; Metazoa; Arthropoda; Insecta; Diptera; Culicidae
Product: transcriptional regulator Kaiso
Exons: 6
Coding region: 1188-3023 (611 amino acids)
Biological process (GO): regulation of transcription by RNA polymerase II
Cellular component (GO): nucleus
Molecular function (GO): protein binding
Source: RefSeq, a predicted model, not a curated record